AGCGUUAAUAGCUCGUAACAACAACACAGACUGAACAGAAACGCAGUGAGAAAAGGUCUGCUGGAUUUUACUGUCCAGGAUCACCACAAGAGAGGAAUGGAGGAGAACCAGGACCCAGAACACUGCACUGAUAUCACUGUUAAAAAGGAAGAAUCAGACCCAGUAGCUGUUACCACCGAUAAACAGGUCAGUAGAGGUCUGCUGGAUUUUACUGUCCAGGAUCACUACAAGAGAGGAAUGGAGGAGAACCAGGACCCAGAGCACUGCACUGAUAACACCGUUAAAAAGGAAGAAUCAGACCCAGUAGCUGUUACCACCGAUAAACAGAGAGUUCACACUGGAGAGAAGCUGUGCAGCUGUGACCAAUGUGGGAAAACUUUCACUACACAUUCGACUCUUAAAAAUCACCAACGCAUUCACACUGGAGAGAAGCCGUACAGUUGUGACCAAUGUGGGAAAACUUUCACUACAUAUUCGACUCUUCAAAUUCACCAACGCAUUCACACUGGAGAGAAGCCGUACAGCUGUGACCAAUGUGGGAAAGCUUUUGCUGACAGGAGUUCCUUAAGACAACACAAACACAUUCACAUUGGAGAGAAGCUGUACUGCUGUGACCAAUGUGGGAAAACUUUCACUCGAAACAUGUCUCUAAAAGUCCACCAACGCAUUCACACUGGAGAGAAGCCGUACAGCUGUGACCAAUGUGGGAAAACUUUUUCUUACGGCAGUUCCUUAAAACAUCACCAACGCAUUCACACUGGAAAGAAACCAUACAACUGUGACCAAUGUGGGAAAACUUUCACUUCAAACAUGACUCUAAAAUAUCACCAACGCAUUCACACUGGAGAGAAGCCGUACUGGUGUGAGCUAUGUGGGAAAACUUUUGUUUACGGCAGUUCCUUAACAAGUCACAAACGCAUUCACAGUGGAGAGAAGCCGUACAGCUGUGACCAAUGUGGGAAAACUUUCAAUCAAAACAAGAAUCUAAAAGUCCACCAACGCAUUCACACUGGAGAGAAGCCGUACAGCUGUGACCAAUGUGGGAAAACUUUUGCGUUCCUCAGUAAUUUUAAAAGUCACCAACGCAUUCACACAGGAGAGAAGCCUCAUCGCUGUCAACACUGUAACAAAGCCUUCACAAAAUCAGGACAUUUAAAGAUCCAUCAACGCAUUCACACUGGAGAGAAGCCGUACAGCUGUGACCAAUGUGGGAAAACCUUCACUACAAAUGUCCACCUUAGAAUCCACCAACGCAUUCACACUGGAGAAAAGCCGUACAGCUGUGACCAAUGUGGGAAAACCUUCACUACAAAUGUCCACCUUAGAAUCCACCAACGCAUUCACACUGGAGAAAAGCCGUACAGCUGUGACCAAUGUGGGAAAACCUUCACUACAAAUGGCCAGCUUAGAAUCCACCAACGCUUUCACACUGGAGAGAAGCCGUACAGCUGUGACCAAUGUGGGAAAACCUUCACUACAAAUGUCCAGCUUAGAAUCCACCAACGCAUUCACACUGGAGAAAAGCCGUACAGCUGUGACCAAUGUGGGAAAACCUUCGCUACAAAUGGCCAGCUUAAAAUACACCUAUACAUUCACACUGGAGAAAAGCCGUACAGCUGUGACCAAUGUGGCAAAACCUUCACUACAAAUGUCCAGCUUAGAAUCCACCAACGCAUUCACACUGGAGAAAAGCCGUACAGCUGUGACCAAUGUGGGAAAACCUUCGCUACAAAUGGCCAGCUUAAAAUACACCAACGCAUUCACACUGGAGAGAAGCCGUACAGCUGUGACCAAUGUGGGAAAACCUUCGCUACAAAUGGCCAGCUUAAAAGACACCAACACAAUCACACUGGAGAGAAGCCAUACAGCUGUGACCAAUGUGGGAAAACCUUCGCUACAGAUGGCCAGCUUAAAAGACACCAACACAAUCACACUAAGCUGUACAGCUGUUACCAAUGUGGUAAAACCUUCGCUACAGAUGGCAACCUUAAAAGACACCAUCAAAUUCACACUGAAGAAAAGCCGUACAGCUGUGACCAAUGUGGGAAAACCUUCGCUACAAAUGGCCAUCUUAAAAUCCACCAACGCAUUCACACUGGAGAAAAGCCGUACAGCUGUGACCAAUGUGGGAAAACUUUCUCUACAAGCAGUGCUCUAAAAGCCCAUCUACGCAUUCACACUGGAGAGAAGCCGUACAGCUGUGACCAAUGUGGGGAAACUUUCACUCAAGACAGUAAUUUAAGAAGCCACCAGCGUAUUCACACUGGAGAGAGGCCAUACAGCUGUGUUGAAUGUGGAAAAUCAUAUACGAGAAGCACUGUUCUAAAAAAGCACCAACGUAUUCACACUGGAGAGAGGCCAUACAGUUGUGACGAAUGUGGGAAAUCAUAUACGAGAGUCACUAAUCUAAAAAAGCACCAAUGUAUUCACACUGGAGAGAGGCCAUACAGUUGUGAUCAGUGUGGGGAAACUUUCAUCACAAAUAGCAGUCUUAAAAACCACCAACGUGUUCACACCGGAGAGAAGCCGUAUAGCUGUAAGCAAUGUGGGAUAUGUUUCGCUGACUCCAGGUCCCUAAAAAGACAUCUAAACAUCCACACUGGCGAGAAGCCGUACAUCUGUAAGCAAUGUGGCUUAAGUUACCCUGACGGCAGGUCCUUAAAAAGACAUCAACGUAUUCACACUGGCGAGAAGCAGUACUGCUGUGACCAAUGUGGGAAAACUUUCACUACACAUUCGACUCUUAAAAGUCACCAACGCAUUCACACUGGAGAGAAGCCGUACAGCUGUGACCAAUGUGGGAAAAGUUUCCCUUUACAUUCGACUCUUAAAAAUCACCAACGCAUUCACACCGGAGAGAAGCCGUACAGCUGUGACCAAUGUGGGAAAACCUUCACUACAAAUGACCAGCGUAGUAAACACCAACACAUUCACAAUGUAGAAAAGCCGUACAGCUGUGACCAUUGUGGGAAAACUUUCACUCGAAACAUGUCUCUAAAAGUCCACCAACGCAUUCACACUGGAGAGAAGCCGUACUGGUGUGAGCUAUGUGGGAAAACUUUUGCUUACAGCACUUCCUUAAGACAUCACCAACGUAUUCACACUGGAGAGAAACCUUACAACUGUGACCAAUGUGGUAAAACUUUCACUUUAAGCAUGACUCUAAAAGUCCACCAACGCAUUCACACUGGAGAGAAGCCAUACAGCUGUGACCAAUGUGGGAAAUCUUUCAAUAAAAACAUGAAUCUAAAAGUCCACCAACGCAUUCACAGUGGAGAGAAGCCGUACAGUUGUGACGAAUGUGGAAAAACUUUUACUGUCCUCAGUAAUUUAAAAAGUCACCAACGCAUUCACACUGGAGAGAAGCCGUACUGAAUGGGACUCAAACAUCACCACUGUCAACACUGUGACAAAGCCUUCACAACAUCAGAAUACUUAAAGAUUCAUCAAAGAGUUCACACUAGAAAGAAGCCAUACAGCUGUGACCAAUGUGGGAAAACCUUUGCUACAAAUGGCCACCUUAAAAGCCACCAAUACAUUCACACUGGAAAAAAGCCGUACAGCUGUGACCAAUGUGGGAAAACAUUCAGUAAUAAAAGCUAUCUUAUAAGGCACAACCACAUUCACACUGGAGAGAAGCCGUACAGCUGUGGCCAAUGUGGGAAAACUUUCACUAUACGUAAAUAUCUUAAAAGUCACCAACUCAUUCACACUGGAGAGAAGCCGUACAUCUGUGACCAAUGUGGGAAAACUUUCACUACACAUUCGACUCUUAAAGGUCACCAACGCAUUCACUCUGGAGAGAAGCCGUACAGCUGUGACCAAUGUGGGAAAACUUUCACUUCACGUACGCAACUUAUAAGACACCAACGCAUUCACACUGGAGAGAAUCCAUAUAGCUGUGACCAAUGUGGGAAAAGAUUCAGUAAUGAAAGCUGUCUUAAAAGUCACCAACACAUUCACAGUGGAGAGAAGCCGUACAGAUGUGACCGAUGUGAGAAAACAUUCAGUAAUGAAGGCUGUCUUAAAAGUCACCAACGCAGUCACACUCGAGAGAAGCCGUACAGCUGUGACCAAUGUGGGAAAACUUUCACUACACAUACGGGUCUUAAAAGUCACCAACGCAUUCACACUGGAGAAAAGCCGUACAGCUGUGACCAAUGUGGGAAAACUUUCAUUACAAAUGGCCAGCGUAAUAUACACCAACACAUUCACACUGUAGAAAAGCAGUACAGCUGUGACCAAUGUGGGAAAACAUUCAGUAUUAAAAGCUAUCUUAUAAGACACCAACAUAUUCACACUGGAGAGAAGCCGUACAGCUGUGAGCUAUGUGGGAGAAAAUUCGCUCACAUUGCUUCCAAAAAAACUCACCAACGCAGUCAUACUGGAGAGAAGCCGUACAGCUGUGACCAAUGUAGGAAAACUUUCACUACACAUGCGCAUCUUAAAAUUCACCAACGCAUUCACACUGGAGAGAAGCCGUACAGCUGUGACCAAUGUGGGAAAAAAUUCAGUAAUAAAAGCUGCCUUAUAAGGCACCAACGCAUUCACACUGGAGAGAAGCCGUACAGCUGUGACCAAUGUGGGAAAGCUUUCAGUAGAUUAACGUUUCUUAAAAGUCACCAAUGCAUUCAUACUGGAGAGAAGCCCUCGCAGUCGGCACACUGUGACAAAGCCUUCAGGACAUCAACAUAUUUAAAGAUUCAUCAAAAAGUUCAUACAGGAGAAAAACUUUACAGCUGUGACCAAUGUGGGAAAACUUUCACUACAGACAGUAAUCUAAAAAGCCACCAACGCACUCAUACUGGAGAGAAGCCGUAUUGGUGUGAGUACUGUGGGAAAACUUUCUCUCAAGACAGUAAUCUAAAAAGCCACCAACGCACUCAUACUGGAGAAAAGCCGUAUUGGUGUGAACAAUGUGGGAAAACUUUCUCUCAAGACAGUAAUCUAAAAAGCCACAAACGCAUUCACACUGGAGAGAAGCCAUACUGGUGUGAGCAGUGUGGCAAAUCCUUCGCUCAAGACAGUAACUUAAAAAGCCACCAACGCAUUCACAUUGGAGAGAAGCCAUACUGGUGUAAGCAAUGCGGGAAAACCUUUACUCAAGACAGCAAUCUAAAAAGCCACCAGCGCACUCACAUUGGAGAGAAGCCUUACUGGUGUUACCAAUGUGGGAAGACUUUUACCAAAGACAGUAAUCUUAAAAGCCACCAACGCAUUCACACAGGAGAGAAGCCGUACUGGUGUGAGCAAUGCGGGAAAACAUUCACUCAAGACAGUACUCUAAAACGCCACCAACGCAUUCACACUGGAGAGAAGCCGUACUGGUGUGAACAAUGUGGGAAAACUUUCAUUACAGACAGUAAUCUAAAAAGGCAUCAACGCAUCCACAAUGGGAAGAAAACUUAUGUUUGUUUGCAUUGUCACAAAGAUUUCAUUUCAGACAGUGUUCUUAAAUGCCACCUACGCAUUCACACUGGAGAAAAGCCGUACGAGUGUGAGCAAUGUGGGAAAGCCUUUGCUCAACACAAAGGUCUAAAACUACACCGAUUCAUCCACACUGGAGAGAAGCCGCACAGGUGUGACCAAUGUGGGAAAACGUUCACUACGAACUGUAAUCUAAAACAGCACCGACGCAGUCACACUGUAGAGAAGCCAUUCUGCUGUGACCAAUGUGGGAGAACUUUCACAACGGACAGUAAUCUAAAAGUGCACCGACGCCUUCAUGCUGGAGAGAAGCCGUACAGCUGUGACAAAUGUGGGAAAACUUUUGCUCAAUACAGUCAGCUAAAAAGCCACAGACGCAUUCACACUGGAGAGAAGCCGUACUUGUGUGACCACUGUGGGGAAAUAUUCGCUCAAGACAGUACUCUAAAAAGACACCAACUCAUUCACACUGGAGAGAAGCCCUACAGGUGUGAGCAGUGUGGGCAACAUUUCACUCAAGCCGGUUCUCUAAGAAGACACAUACGUAUUCACACUGGAGAGAAGCCAUACUGGUGUGAGCAGUGUGGGAGAACUUUCACUGACGGCAGUUCCUUAAAAAGCCACCAACGAAGUCACUUAAAUACUGAAAUACUGACCAUGUGUUAGAGACUGGUUAGCAGUGUCCCCCCGCCUUCUCUCCACGCCUGUAAUAACAGAGUUGUUCCAUCCUGAGCUUCUCCACAAACUGGGAGCUACCAACUGUUAUUUUAGAACCAGCAUAUAUGCUAUUAACUGCCCACGUGACUAAAUUUAUUGAAUGUUAUUUUGAAGCAAUUGAAGCAUCUGUGUGGGGUUGUAGCAUCUGACCAUUUUGUUAGUGUUUUUUUAUACAUUGUUAGUAGGUUAGC
Scomber scombrus (Atlantic mackerel) is the source of this 6335-nucleotide messenger RNA. RefSeq names its product zinc finger protein 208-like. The record is from RefSeq and is a predicted model, not a curated record. Gene Ontology annotation, biological process: regulation of immune system process; negative regulation of transcription by RNA polymerase II; regulation of cytokine production. NCBI's taxonomy places the organism in Eukaryota, Metazoa, Chordata, Actinopteri, Scombriformes, Scombridae. The transcript is spliced from 10 exons.